CGCCCGUCGUUCCGUUUGUCUGCCUGUCCCUCGGUCGUCGGCCCAGCUGGGGUGUGCAGUGUGCGGGCGGCGCCGGUGUCUGCGGGUCCCCGAUUGCCCCGCCGGGGAGCAUGAUCGUGGAUAAGCUCCUGGACGACGGCCGUGGCGGAGAGGGGCUGCUGGACGCGGCCGGCGACUGCGGCCUCAUGACCAGUCCGCUCAAUCUGGCCUACUUCUACGGCACCUCGCCACCCGCUGCCGCUGCCCCGGGGCUCAGCGACGCCGGCUGCCCCUCGUCCGGACCCUCGGCGCCCGGCUCGCCCGGCUCCGAUUCCUCCGACUUCUCCUCCGCCUCUUCCGUGUCCUCCUGCGGGGCCGUCGAGUCCCGGCCAAGAGGCGGCGCCCGCGCCGAGCGCCCGCCAGUUGAGCCCCAUAUGGGGGUUAGCAGGCAGCAGAGAGGGCCCUUUCAAGGUGUUCGUGUGAAGAACUCAGUGAAGGAACUCUUGCUACACAUCCGAAGUCAUAAACAGAAGGCCUCUGGCCAAGUGGCAGAUGAUUUUAAGACACAAAGUGUGAACAUCGAACAGUUCACAGAAUUGAAGAACACAGUAUCCUAUAGUGGGAAAAGAAAAGGGUCUGAUCUUCUGUCGGAUGGACCAGCUUGUAAAAGGCCAACUCCACUGCACACUCAGUUUUUGACCCCACCUCAAACACCGACCCCUGGGGAGAGCAUGGAAGAUGUUCAUCACAAUGAAUCCAAAUUGGACAGCAGUACCGAUCUUCUUCAGAACAUUAUAAACAUUAAGAAUGAAUGCAAUCCAGUUUCCCUGAACACAGUCCAAGUUAGCUGGAUGAGCCCUGUGGUACCCCAGAGCUCUCCCCGAGAGCCGCAGCAGGACUUCCAUGGAGGGCAGGUCUUCUCUCCACCUCAGAAGUAUCAGCCAUUCCAAGCCUGUGGCUCUCCACAAGUAAUGGAGCAGUCUUCCAUGUACCAGUAUUCUCCACAGAACCAGAAUGUACAGCAGCAGCCGCCACCACAGCCCUACACUCAUAACCCAGCUCUGGAAUACAGUCCUUAUUCCAGAACUUCGCAGUCCCCCAACUAUGAAUCAAACCACUUUGAGGGCCAAGAAGUAUCAUUCUGCUCAAACCAAAGCUUUGUGUCCCUUCUGAAUGGUCUUGAAGACUCUGAGAAUAUGGCCCUUCCCAUUCAGACGUCUCCCACUGCCCAGCAACAAAAUGAUGCUCACCUGCAGAACUUCAGCAUGGUGCUGAACAGUGUCUGUGAGGGCAUCGGGCCUCAUGAGGCAACCUCGACCACAUUAAACACCUCACUGCCAUUCCCGAACAUCAUCGGAAAUCCCAUGACCACAACACAGUUAGGGAAGUCAUUUUUCCAGUGGCAAGUAGAGCAGGAAGAGAACAAAUUAGCCAACAUCUCCCAAGACCACUUUCUGUCAAAGGAUGCGGAUGGUGACACGUUCCUCCAUAUUGCUGUUGCCCAAGGGAGAAGAGCGCUUUCCUAUGUUCUUGCAAGAAAGAUGAAUGCGCUUCGCAUGUUGGAUAUCAAAGAGCACAAUGGGCAGAGUGCUUUGCAGGUGGCAGUGGCUGCCAAUCAGCAUCUCAUUGUGCAGGAUCUAGUGAACCUUGGAGCCCAGGUGAAUACCACGGACUGCUGGGGAAGAACACCUCUGCAUGUCUGUGCUGAGAAGGGCCACUCCCAGGUGCUGCAGGCAAUCCAGAAGGGAGCAGUGAGGAGCAAUCAGUUUGUGGAUCUUGAGGCGACAAAUUAUGAUGGCCUGACUCCUCUUCACUGUGCUGUCAUAGCCCACAAUGCCGUAGUGCAUGAACUCCAGAGAAAUCAACAGCCUCGGUCUCCUGAAGUUCAGGAGCUUUUACUGAAGAAUAAGAGUCUGGUUGACACCAUUAAGUGUCUGAUUCAAAUGGGAGCAUCAGCAGAAGCAAAGGAUCGUAAAAGUGGUCGCACAGCCCUGCACUUGGCAGCUGAAGAAGCAAAUCUGGAACUCAUUCGCCUCUUUUUGGAGCUGCCCAGUUGCCUGUCUUUUGUGAACACUAAGGCUUACAAUGGGAACACCGCGCUCCACGUGGCUGCCAGCCUGCAGUAUCGGGUGACACAGCUAGAUGCAGUCCGCCUGCUGAUGAGGAAGGGGGCCGACCCUAGUACCCGGAACCUGGAGAACGAGCAGCCUGUGCAUUUGGUGCCCGAUGGCCCUGUGGGAGAACAGAUCCGACGUAUUCUGAAGGGAAAGUCCAUUCAACAGAGAGCACCACCUUAUUAGUUCCAUUAACUUGGAGCGUGGUUAGCGACACUCACUGUCAGUUAGGCAGUCCUAAUGUAUCUGUACAUAGACCAUUUGCCCUGUAUUGGCAAAUGUAAGUUGUUUCUAUGAAACAAACAUAUUUAGUUCACUAUUAUAUAGUGGGUUAUAUUAAAAGAAGAAAAAUACCCAAUUUCUCUUGGCAGAUUUACAUAUUUCAUACCCAGGUGUCUGGGAUCUCUACAUCUGAAUUUGAUCUUAAUGAUAAAGUUGCCGUCAAUUAACAGUAGCUUUUGAGUAGGAAGACUUUGAUUUGUGUCAUAAGGCUCGCCUCAUGUAGCUAUUGCUGGUUUCAAGUAAAUUGCCAGUAACUUGUACACAUUUACUUGUGAAAAAUUAAAGCAUUUGAAAGAGAAAAGAAAAAGACAAAUUGGGGUAUAGUGCUGAGGCCUCUUUUAGCCUGAUGUGGUGUCCAGUGGUUAUUACUGGUGUUGGCAAGUCUCUAGUCAGUGUGACUAGAUGAAAGGUGCCUGUGGUUAGGAUUUGAGCUUUGUAAGCUGUAUAUAGUUAUUUUUCAUCUUGAGAAUAUUGUAUAUAUUUGGCCAUUAAUAUGGACAUUUGAAAUGUGUAAAUAAACUAGAAAAGAAUGAG
Messenger RNA from Perognathus longimembris pacificus (Pacific pocket mouse), 2909 nucleotides. RefSeq names its product NFKB inhibitor zeta (gene Nfkbiz). Gene Ontology annotation, biological process: regulation of gene expression. The coding region runs from base 111 to 2279 and encodes 722 amino acids. Gene Ontology annotation, cellular component: nucleus. The transcript is spliced from 12 exons. Gene Ontology annotation, molecular function: POU domain binding; DNA binding. Lineage: Eukaryota; Metazoa; Chordata; Mammalia; Rodentia; Heteromyidae. The record is from RefSeq and is a predicted model, not a curated record.